AUAUCAAAAUUGUUUUUUUUUUUUUUCACCCACCAUUUUUUCUCAUUUUCACUUCACCUUUUACUUUCAUUUGAAGAUCUCUCUCUCUGUAACUCUCUCUCUCUCUCUCUCUCUCUCUCUCUCUCUCUCUCUCUCUCGUGUUCUUUCUGUCUCUAAUGUAAAUAUCAUUUUCCACCCUUUUCAAAAAUAUCUCUCCCAUUCUCUCUCUCUCUUUCUCUCUAUGCUUAAACCUCAAUGCUAUUAUUCUCAUUAUUCACUCUCCAUUUCUCUUCAACUUCAAAACCCACUUCUUACUUUUCUCUAAUUCUCCCAAAGAUUCAAUCUUUUCUACUAUUUCAAGCUACUUUAGCUUGAACUUCGUACUGGGCUAUUCUCAAUUUGUCGAAAUAACAUUUUUUUUUUCUUAAUUGUUUUUUUUUUGGGGGGUUCUAGAUUCAGGAGGAACUGGGUGUGAGAUGAAACUUAGCUAUAUACGGCGGUGUCUUAGGCAUAUGUGCAAACAAAAUUGAAUUCAAAGGAAGUUAGUGAUUACUCAAAAUUCCCGAAUGAGAUGCAGUCAACCUUCUUUCUGCUGAAAUGAAGAACUUGAAGAAUACCGAAGAAUUGCAGUCAUCAACUCAAGCUUCUCAUGAGCCCAAGAGUGAACAACCUAACAAUCACACAACUGAUGCUCCCGUCGCAGACUCAGGAUCAGCAUCUGCUUCAAGCAAUGAUAGCAAAAAGGUUUCACGGCAGGAUAUUGAGCUUGUCCAGAAUUUAAUAGAAAGGUGCCUGCAAUUAUAUAUGAAUAAAGAUGAAGUGGUUAAAACACUACUGACUCGGGCAAAGAUAGAUCCCGGAUUUACAACUCUCGUGUGGCAGAAGUUGGAAGAAGAGAAUGCUGAUUUCUUCAGGGCUUACUAUGUUAGACUAAAGUUGAAAAAGCAGAUACUUUUAUUCAAUCAUUUACUUGAGCAUCAAUAUCAUCUCAUGAAGUGUCCUAUGCCUCCAAAGGUUCCAUUGGCUCCAAUACAGAAUGGAAUCCAUCCUAUGCCUGUCAACAAUCUACCUAUGGGAUAUCCAGUGCUACAGCAGCAUCCUAUUCCAGCUGCAGGUCAGCCUCAUAUUGACUCCAUGGGUAUGUCAAGUUGUCAUGUGGUUAAUGGAGUCCCUGCACCGAGCAAUUUUCAUCCCAUUCGGAUGAAUUCCGGGAAUGAUAUGGUGAUGGACCACAAUGCUUCUGAUAUGGCCCCUAUUCUUCCACAAAACGGUACAAUGUCAUCCGUCUCAGAAAUGCCAGUGAGUCCAACAUCAGUAGCAUCAAGCGGUCAUUUUCCUUUCACAGCAUCAGAAAUAUCAGGAAUGGGCACAGAUGCAUCGGUUCUUGAUUCAGCAUUUACAUCUGAUGUGGCAAGUUCAGUAGGACUACAGCUUGCACCGGAUGGUGGAAACGGGAUUUCUAGAUCGUUGGAUCAAAUUCAGUGGAAUUUUAGCCUAUCAGAUUUAACCGCAGAUUUGCCAAACUUGGGAGAUCUAGGAGCUUUGGGAAACUAUCCGGGUUCGCCAUUUUUGCCGUCUGAUUCAGACAUGUUGCUUGAAUCUCCAGAUCAACAGGAUAUAGUGGAUGACUUCUUUGUUAAUUCUGAGCCUCCGUGCUCUCAAUCCGACGAGGAAAAACCUAACACUUAAGGCGAGGCAAGUUGCUUAUUCCACAUUAAUUCAUAGGUUAGGGAGAAAAAAUGUAGGAUUAAUAAAUGUCAUCAUCUAGCUUACUUUGCAUACAGACUUUACUGUUACCAAAGUUUAGGCAGCAUUAUCUUUUUAUAUAUUUCAUUUCAUUACUGUGGAAAUUUGAAUGUCAAUUGUUACAUUUAGUUGUAAUCUUUUUGCAUUCUUUUGAGAUAUAUCUAUUAUCAGGGACAGGUGAGGACACAGUGUUUAGAAUGUAAUUCAUUUGAUGCAUUUGGAUAUAUAUAAUUUUAUAUAUUGCUUGGA
Messenger RNA from Trifolium pratense (red clover), 1974 nucleotides. RefSeq lists its product as uncharacterized. The transcript has 9 exons. The coding region runs from base 577 to 1668 and encodes 363 amino acids. NCBI's taxonomy places the organism in Eukaryota, Viridiplantae, Streptophyta, Magnoliopsida, Fabales, Fabaceae. The record is from RefSeq and is a predicted model, not a curated record.